AUGGUUUCAUCAUGCUCUGGGUUCAAGCCGAUUGAUUACUGCAAUGUUGUUCGUACUUAUAUACACAGAGCUACGCAAAACUCUCUACACAGCGUGUUUAGAGAGGAAUCUACGCGGGAGUUCAAUGCCGUAGUGAAGGCCGAGGUUGAGGCGGUGCCCUCAGUUAUGGAUGCGGGCAACGGGCUGCUGUUUUUCCCGUUGAAUAACACAGCAACCGUACCUGUCUUGGGUACCAUUGGGCUUGAUUCCCUUUCUACAGUAAAUAAAAAUAAAGAGAGCUCAGAUUUCACACUGGAAUCUAGCCCAAUGGAGCGUGUUACAUUCAUCGGCGCUGGUGGUUUUCUGGGUAAAUUUAUAGCGGAGCAGUAUUUUAGGCGAGGCAUUAGUGUUUCCAUCCUCACGAGUAACGCUGAGUAUGCGAAGUCUAUUUAUGUCCCCAACGCGAAUGUUGAGCGGGACGGAAACGAAAAAAAAUCCAAGGGUUUUGUUUUGCUAUCGAGUAUCUCAAAUAAAAGGAUCGAUGAUGAGGCUUCUUAUGUAAGUGAACGAGGCGAUGAAAAACACACACUUUCGUAUGAGUACGAAUACGAAGCGAGCCUUUCCCCAUCGUUAUCAUAUCCCCGCACUUCUCACCCGAACCCUUCGGUACGACGGCGCGUGGCGUUCGAAAUCAUUGAAGGUGACAUGACCUCUCAACGAGAUUUAGAACUUGCUAUGCGUCGGGCUUCUGUCGUGUAUUAUCUCGCUUCCAUCUUUCCUGAACCCACGUUGAACCGCGGCUGGUGGCUGCCAAAAGGAACGACGGGGGGGAGCUCGUUCGAUCCUUGCCGCGGGUUCGCCCGGGCCCUUGAUGUGUGCCGGCGCGUGGAUGCCCAUUUUGUCGCGCUUUCCCCUCUUUGGGUUCACACCUCACGCGUAUCCCCGCUGUAUUGGUAUCGCUCGUGGACCUCGCCGCGUGGCUAUGCGCGGGCGGUGCGGCGGCAGGAGCGGAUUCUGUUCGACCGGGGCGCCACCCCGCCCUCGCCCUACCUUUCUGAGGAUGAAGAGGCGGGUGGCUCACGUGAGGGGGUGCUGCCCUCUUCUUCCCCCUCCUCCUCUUCCUCCUUCCCCUUUUCUCUUCUUUUCUGUGCACGCCCGUCCCUAAAGAGGUUCUCCCAUCCCGCUAAGCUGACAGAGGAUGGCUCGGAGGCGCGCCUCAGCCCGGUUCGAUUUUCGCUCUUCCGCUUGUCAGACGUUGUUCAUCUCUCCUUCAAUAAACACAUGGUGGCAGUCAAGAGCAAUCAUAUUGGCAACGUCAACCAUCGACGCCCUAUUUCACCUGGCAACCUGGAUGCACGACUGUUGGCGGGGGUCUUGGUUAAGUCAGUGAGUUUGUGUACAUCGAUCAUAGGGAACCGCAUUGAUGUUGCUGGACGACUUCGGGCUGGGGUGGACAUGAAAAAUACAACAUCAAUACUGAGGGCGUUUGAGCAAUUUCGCAAUGAAUAG
Phytomonas sp. EM1 is the source of this 1488-nucleotide messenger RNA. The record is from the annotation of a GenBank genome assembly. Lineage: Eukaryota; Euglenozoa; Kinetoplastea; Trypanosomatida; Trypanosomatidae.